CCUGCCCAGCCAGUCCGCCCGCCCGCCCGCGCCACCCACGGACCGACCAUGCGGUUGUGCGGGGCGCUCCUGAAGAGCCCCGUCCCUAAACAGAUCGAGUAUUACUCUCGCUUUUCUCCGUCGCCGCUCUCGAUCAAGCAGUUCCUGGACUUCGGGCGUGAUAAUGCAUGUGAAAAAACAUCAUAUAUGUUUCUGCGAAAAGAACUUCCUGUGCGGCUUGCUAAUACCAUGAGAGAAGUGAACUUGUUGCCUGACAACUUGCUGAAUAGACCUUCAGUUAAGCUAGUCCAGAGCUGGUAUAUGCAGAGCUUUCUUGAGCUUUUAGAAUAUGAAAACAAAAGUCCGGAAGAUCCACAUGUUUUAGAUAACUUUUUAGAUAUCUUAAUUAAAGUCAGGAACAGGCACAAUGAUGUUGUUCCAACUAUGGCCCAAGGAGUAAUUGAAUACAAGGAAAAAUAUGGCUUUGACCCUUUUGUGAGCAGUAAUAUCCAGUAUUUUCUAGAUAGAUUCUACACCAACCGAAUCUCGUUCCGGAUGCUUAUUAACCAGCAUACACUGCUUUUUGGUGGAGUCACUAAUCCUGCUCAUCCCAAACAUAUUGGGAGUAUUGAUCCUACUUGUAAUGUGUCUGAUGUAGUGGAAGAUGCCUUUGCAACUGCUAAGAUGUUGUGUGAGCAGUAUUAUCUGGUAGCUCCUGACUUGGAAAUUGAAGAAUUCAAUGCUAAAGCACCGGGCAAACCUAUUCAAGUAGUUUAUGUGCCCUCACAUCUAUUUCAUAUGCUUUUUGAAUUAUUCAAGAACUCAAUGCGAGCUACAGUGGAAUUACAUGAAGGUAAAUCUGGAGGCUAUCCAUCAAUUAAAACAUUAGUCACUUUGGGUAAAGAAGAUCUUUCUAUAAAGAUUAGUGAUAAAGGUGGUGGAGUGCCUCUCAGAAAAAUAGAUCGCCUGUUUAACUACAUGUAUUCGACUGCCCCAAGGCCUAGUUUGGAGCCUUCGAGAGCUGUACCUUUGGCUGGAUAUGGAUAUGGCCUGCCAAUCUCUCGUCUUUAUGCCAGAUACUUUCAAGGUGAUCUCAAACUGUACUCAAUGGAAGGUGUGGGCACUGAUGCUGUAAUUUAUUUGAAGGCACUUUCCAGUGAAUCAUUUGAAAGACUGCCAGUUUUCAAUAAGUCAGCUUGGCGACAUUACAAGACCACCCCAGAAGCUGAUGACUGGAGCAACCCUAGCAGUGAACCCAGGGAUGCGUCCAAAUAUAAAGCAAAUCGAUAACUCACCAACCUUUUCUACCUUGAUGGUGACACCUUCACACAGAAAUGAGUCUCUCCUUUGUUUCAAAUUCCCAGAUCUGCAAAUUUCCAGUAGUACAUUACUUCCCUAGAAGGACCUGUUACGGGACUAAAAUUUAAGAACGGAGAGACUGUAAAAGACUGUUGUACUGCAUUUUUGGUGUGAGUUGUUAUAACCACUUUGCCAAACAUGCUUGGUUAGUUGAGUUACAAGUGACAAAAGGGGUUACACUGUGGGUUCAAUUAGAUUACACAACUGUAUAUUAAAAGGGUACUAUAUUUUUAAAGGUCAGUUUCUAGUCCAAGGUAAGAAUCUGCAAAAGUGUUUUGACUCCUUAUUUGAUAGUAGUGUCUUACACAGCAAUAUAAUGUAACAGACAAAUUCCAGUAUAGUUGAAUAUCUGGUCACACUGCUGUAUAUUUAUAUGGUACAAUGUAAUAUGCUACAUUAAAAAAACAGCAUACUAUGGGGGAUUUUCUGAUUUUACCAUCAAAUUAGUUUUUUAAAAGUUCAUCAUGUUUCUUCCCACAAUUCCAAGAGCUCAUUUCUUCAGUGCUGAAGAAAUUUGAAAACAUUAAAAUGUUUACUUUCUAAUAGCUAUAUGAAUAGGUUUUUUUUCAAAAAUUGAUCACCCUUUAAGAAUUUCUUUUGCCAAGCCAAAUUGAAUAUGGAAUAACAGCCAAAUCAUUUGUAUAUACCUGAAUCAAUUUCAGCUGAUGGAGAAGACAGGAUUACUUUGGAGUCUGAGAUUUCGUACGUAUUGACAUUAUUUUAAGCAAACCCAGUAAGAAGUAGGCCAGCCAGUUAUUUAAGUGAAUUUAAGUGAAUUAAUCAUUUAAAACCCACUUAAUAUAAAAAGGAAAUAAUUAACAAGAGAGUCACAAAGACAAGGUUAGCAGAAUAAUGAGAGUAAAUGUUAGAACUUAAGAUUAGUUAAUAUUUACUGGGGCAUGAAUUGAAAAUAGCUGUCUAGAACAGUCGUUCUUUCAAGAAGACAAAUUCUGAGGUAAAUUCUGAGGUAAACAAAAUGGCCUCAAACUGAAGUCAUGCAAUAACCUUUAGUCAUCCACUGCCUCUGGUAUUACGCCUCUAAAGAGAACAUGACUUGAGAAGCAAUGAAGGAAAAGCUGUGAUGAUACCAUUUUGCAGGAGCCAAGCUAGAAUGGGAAUUCAGAGCACCAAAACACAUUGCUCAAUAUCUGUAUAUUUAUUUUCUUAACAUUGUUUUGACAGUAAGAGACUAUGAACCAAAUGUUAUUUGGAUAAUCCCUGGUCUGUUAGGCAAACAAGGAAAAUUCUCUAUGUCAGUCUUAUUCAAGCACAUAAAUUGUUCAAAUAACAAUUAAACCUGACUUACCCCACUUCUAACAGAGAACUAUCUAAAAGCACUGUUAUGGGACUAAUUUUGUUUGUACAUUUUGUAUCAGUGGCUACAUACAUGAAUUUUAAAUGUUUUUAUGAAUGUAUACAAUAUUGGCACCUCUCUAAGCAUCAUAUUCAUCUUUGCACUCUAAAAAAAGUGAAUCCGCAUACAUGAAAUCUGUAAUAUAUUCUUCCAGUGAGUCAUAAUUUAAUGAUAGGGAAGUCAGUUUUAGGGUGAGGUUCAAACUGAUAGAAUUAAAACUUGUAAUAUCUGUAGGCAAGCAUGACCAACUUCUAAAACUCUUAAUUUAUUUAUUGUGGAAAAAGUCUGCCACUCUUGUUGAGAAGACAUGUUUUAUGUUAAACCUACAUCUAACAGUGAGAUAAGAUUUUUCAUUAAUAUUUUGAUAAUUUGUUUUUCACUCUGAAGAGACAGGAUGGAAAAAUCUGUUAAACAGCCAGUCAUGUGAACUUUCAAUCAGAAAAAAUUAAGUCGAUGCUGGAUACAGUUCAACUAAAUUUUGUGUUAUCUGUUUCAGAUCUCACUAUGUCACUUCAAUGCUAAGUUGUUCAGCGUACAAAACACUGGUAAUUUUCUAGAAAAUGAUGUCUACAUAAGAAUUUUUUUUAUUUUUUUUAUUCAAUACUUCAGUACGGUUUGGGUUGUGUUGACACUGUUAUGGUUUAAUAUCCAUAAGACAUCAUUGAGACCAUACGACCUGUCCUACCUUUGUUAGAAAAAUAGAGGUUCAUGGCUGAGGUGUUCUGAUUAUAUAAAUCCUAUGUACAGCUUCAAUGUGACUUUGGAAGAAUGUUCAUCACAUUUUCUGCAGAACCACAUGAGAUGGAAUUUGCUUUUACUCCUUGUCUUUGUUUUGUUAGCAGGGAGCAAUUUUGACCAGAAAAAUAACCAGAGGAGAUAGGAUUUUUUCCUGUUGCUCUUUUGCUCUUGAUUGCUACUUUCCAACACAAAUGCCUACCCCUGUCCCACACAAAUGAAAAACCAUCAGUCAGAGUAUUUUCUUUGGUUAUAUCUAGAUAGGCCAUAUCCAGUUCUAUCCUGAAGGAGGUUAAAGACAGCAUUCUAAGAGGUAAUAUAUAUGUGAGCUCCCUGUUGCUCACUUUUCUGAAAAGCUCAGAGAAUUAAGAAAUGCCUAUAAGAAACAAGAUGCCUAUAAGAAAUAAGUGGGAAUAAAUACUGAGUAUUUAUAUGCCACACUUUGAAUGUUCACAGUAUCCUGUAUAAUGAUUUGAAUAAGCAUUACCACCGUAUGGUUACAAUAGCUCAAGCUGUAGUUUGUACUUUCAUUGUUACCACUGUUUCUGAUUCCUGUAUGAAAUUUCCGGAUGAAAUGUUCCUAUGAAACCUAUGAGCAAUACAGUUACGUAUCAUUUGUCUCUUGAUUAAAGGGCCAAAAAUCUUUUGGUCCCUGUGUAAUGGAAGUGGACCCUUCCUCUCCUUGCCACACACAUGUAUGUAAUGCAGUGAGUUGUUAUUGCUACAGCUCAGUCUUGGACACUGGAUCUUGCCUCCAAGCAAGCAAGUGAAAUCUGAUUUUGUGCCCUGGUGCACAGGAUUCGCAGCAAAUGUUGUAUUGACUCUGUAUUAUAAACCAGUACAUAGAUUGGAAGAAACAGACAAAUCUGAUAGUGUAAUUGCUAAGAAAUGUUGUGAAACAAGGUUGAAAAACACCUGCAGUAGAUCAAGCCACACUUUUCAGCAUAAAAACACACAUCUUGUGUGUGUGUUCUUCGAUGACACACACACAGGCGAACAUAGACCUUUCUCUUUUCUGAACCAUUUGACAUGCAUAAGAAUAAUUUUAUAACAGUUUUAAAACUGAGCCCUGCCUCAUCCCAGAACAAAUAAUUGCAAGUGACUCAUAAAUGCAAUAUAACUUACAUAGGUUGGUGACAGGUUUUAAAAAAAUAUUUAAGUAUUGUAGCUUUUUAUUGCUCUUUCUUGAAUGACUAAGGCUGCCUUAUAAGUGUACCAGUCCAUCAGUAAACCUAGUUGUCUCCUCAGAUUCUUUCUAGAAUACAGUGUGCUGUUAUGCCAAGAAAUUCUUUGUUUUGGUAUCUCUUGACCUUGUUGCAUGCCUUUUACUUCUAAUUGAAAACCUUAAGAAGAUGUUACUAUCUGGGGAAAGGUACAGUGACUCAUGGGGGAAAUGGAUGACUGUCUGGGACAGAUGGAGCUUUUCCUCUUAUGGUGAUCACUACAGUAAGUCUUAGCUGCCAAGAACAAAGAAAUCUGCUGUAGGAGUCCCAGAAACUUAAUGUCUUUCACCUUGAUUGUUUUAUUUAAUUUUUCAUAGGCAGCAGUAGUUUCAGUGCCAAAUUUUGGCUGGUGUGGGCUGAGUUUUACCUGUCUUGUUCCCUGGAAAUGUGCCUCCCAUCCCCCAGCAGUAAUUUGUUAAAGUUCUUGCCAUCGGUAACUUCUCAAUUGUAUUAUGUUCUAAUACUUGAUGUUAUUUCAUACAUAUGGAUUCUGUUUAUAAGCCACUGAACUCUCAUGUAGACCAAUUGAUUUAAGAACCAGAUUAUACAAUUACCUUAUAAUAAAGUCAGUUGGGGAUUGUUGAA
Pogona vitticeps (central bearded dragon) is the source of this 5235-nucleotide messenger RNA. RefSeq names its product pyruvate dehydrogenase kinase 3 (gene PDK3). Gene Ontology annotation, molecular function: pyruvate dehydrogenase (acetyl-transferring) kinase activity. Gene Ontology annotation, cellular component: mitochondrion. The record is from RefSeq and is a predicted model, not a curated record. Lineage: Eukaryota; Metazoa; Chordata; Lepidosauria; Squamata; Agamidae. Gene Ontology annotation, biological process: protein phosphorylation; regulation of glucose metabolic process.